Messenger RNA from Brugia malayi, 651 nucleotides. RefSeq lists its product as uncharacterized. The record is from RefSeq and is a predicted model, not a curated record. The transcript has 5 exons. Bases 1 to 651 code for a protein of 216 amino acids. Lineage: Eukaryota; Metazoa; Nematoda; Chromadorea; Rhabditida; Onchocercidae. Gene Ontology annotation, cellular component: cytoplasm.
AUGGCUGAUGAGAAGGGUAGCAUUUUUGCGUUUGUUUUUCCCAAUCAGUUGGAAAUUAUUGCAUCUGAACCACAAACACAUAAACAAAUAAUAACACUCUAUAAUCCAUAUCAUUUUGCGAUCAAAUUUAAAGUGAAAUGUACAAAUUCACACAAUUUUUCGGUGAUCGAACCAUGUGGCAUAUUGAGAGCAUCAUGUUCUACUGAUAUUAUUAUUCGGCAUGUUGCUUUACAAUUUCAAACAAGUCCUGGUCUAGAAACAUUUCGUAUCGAAAUUUGUUCGUUGCAUAAUCAAAAGAUUUCUGGAUCGAUUGAUGUUCCUGUUCACAUUGUGGAAACUACGCCAAAAUUUAGUCAGUCACGAUGUUAUCAAUUGUUACCAACAAGCAGUACUAAUCAUCCGUCUGUUCGUGGUAGCACAAAUUCAGCUCAGUCUUCGCCAAUUUUGCGAGCACAUUUCGAUGUAACUUCACCUUUGGUAAUGAUAUGUGUUGGUGCGGUUAUCGUAUGCGCAGUUGCAUUGAUGCUUCCAACUGAAGGACUGGAUGUAUCAACAAUGAUACCGGAUUGGUUACAUAUUUCCGUUCAUCUUAAAUUAGUUUUCGCCUAUAUUUUAGGUCUCGUUACAUUGGUUCUACUAAGGCCAGGUUGA